Mesorhabditis belari is the source of this 489-nucleotide messenger RNA. NCBI's taxonomy places the organism in Eukaryota, Metazoa, Nematoda, Chromadorea, Rhabditida, Rhabditidae. The record is from the annotation of a GenBank genome assembly.
AUGAAUGAUGAGAACACUUGGCACCUAAGUGACAAUGAGAAAAGGAUUGACAAUGUAAAGGAUAAAGUGUCAACUCUUGGUCAAAAGUGUCUUUUUCGGAAGUCCCCUUGCACAUUCGAUGAGCUGAACGGAAGGGAAUCAAGUGGACUUCAUAGUUUUGGCGAAGAAUCAAGUAUGCCAGAGAUUCUCACUAAUCGAGGCAAAGAAUUAGUCGAACACGAUGAAGGUUUUGAGCUACGCGUACAUUGGGCUUACUUUUUUCGUUGUCGACUCAAUUUGGGCAUUCUAGCCCCCAAAAGAGUUAUGCUAGGUUUUGAACACGAGAUAAAAGCAACGAUCUUGUCCAUGUAUCCGCUAGUCGAUGUCAACUAUUGUGCUUUUCAUUUUGCCAAUGCGCUUUUCCGCCAAGCACAGAUACGAGAUCUGGCAAGUCUUUACAAGGAUACUUCGACAAAACUAAUGAUAAAAGCAAAAACUUCAAUAUUACUA